Messenger RNA from Hevea brasiliensis (rubber tree), 1547 nucleotides. RefSeq names its product 50S ribosomal protein L18, chloroplastic. The record is from RefSeq and is a predicted model, not a curated record. Gene Ontology annotation, biological process: translation. Gene Ontology annotation, cellular component: ribosome. Bases 33 to 602 code for a protein of 189 amino acids. The transcript has 4 exons. Lineage: Eukaryota; Viridiplantae; Streptophyta; Magnoliopsida; Malpighiales; Euphorbiaceae. Gene Ontology annotation, molecular function: structural constituent of ribosome; 5S rRNA binding.
AUAAGGUAAAUAAGUUUCUUUCGGGAUGGAUUAUGGAUAAGCUAACGGUGGCCUUAGCACUUAGUAGUUGUGGGGAGGGAGGGAGUGGGGGAAACCAAAAGAAAGGAAGAUUGAGAAUGGCAAGCUCAGCUUCGCUGUGGAGCUCUUUCCUAGGGUGUGGCCAAUACCUUUCGGCAUCAGUGGCAACCAGGCCAAAUCCAACUCCAGCUCCAAGUUUUGUGAAGAUCGAAGCCAAUGUCAGAACUAGACGUGAAGACAGGAUUGCUCGCCAUGUCCGCAUCAGAAAGAAGGUUGAAGGAACUCCAGAGAGGCCAAGGUUGUGCGUAUUCCGAUCCAACAAGCAUCUUUAUGUCCAGGUGAUUGAUGACUCAAAGAUGCACACGCUGGCUUCAGCUUCAACAAUGCAGAAACCUGUCUCUGAGGAGUUUGACUUUAGUUCUGGUCCUACCAUUGAAGUAGCUAAGAAGGUGGGUGAAGUCAUAGCAAAGUCCUGUUUAGAGAAAGGGAUAACUAAAGUGGCCUUUGAUCGGGGUGGAUACCUAUAUCAUGGUCGUAUACAAGCUCUUGCUGAUGCAGCUCGGGAGCAUGGUCUUCAAUUUUAAGAUUUAAUUGAAAGAACCAGGUUGAACAAGCUGAAUAGCAGGACAAACACCAGAGGAUACCCAAUUCUUCGUGGGGUUUGCAUGUUGCUGGGAAUCACCACUGGCUUGAACAAUUCUGCUUUGGCGAUGAGGAAAGUGGUUGGCAAGUAGGGCGAUUGUUAUUGCUUUAUGUGUUUAAGGCAAGCUUGUUACUGCCUUGCUUGCACAAACAAGGCAAUAAUUUAAGUAUUAUUACAGACAAAAAUGUCGAUCUUAUCAAGCAAAAUUACAAUUUAUGCUGUUGGAAAAAGCAAGGGACUGUAUAUGGCUCCUUGCCUAAGUACAUCUUAAUUGUUGAGCAGCAAGGUUCUGACAUUGGGAUUGUUGGAAUUGUUGAAUUCUUUCAGAUAAAUAAGGACAACUCAAAUGCUAUUAGGAGAGCUGCAAAAAACUAUAAUCCUUGGCGGCAAGGUUAGGAUUACAAGAAACAAAAAUUAAGAUGUAUUUGUGGCUUAUUCAGGUAACUCUUUGUUGUUGAAAUGUCCAAAGCUUUUGAGUUCCUCUUUUUGGAAUGUCGUUGUUGUCCCUUUUUCCCCACUUGAGUGAUGGAGGAUCUAACGGUCUAAAGUCUAACUACAGCAUCCCAUACCCUUGUUAUGUCAGCUACAGCAAGAGAAGCAAUGUCCCUUCCAGAUUUGUGCAUAAAUGAAAAGCAUUCAUUCAGAUAACCGAAAGGAGAUUAACUUUCUCUCUAGGGUUUCUCGUUUCUUCUGAGACAAAGGUCUUUUUUUUUUCUGCCUAUUUUAGAGGUCAUCCUCUGCCCAUUCAGGUGGGGAAUGGCCCUCCAUGCCCUGCCUGGAAGUGGAUGUCUUUCCCUUCCUUCGGGUGGAGUUGUACAUAGGUUUUGGGUUGAAUUGCUUGUACGUUCGUUGUUCAUGGAUAAGGAUUCUUAUAACCUGCGAUAGU